AUGUCGACACAUACCGGUUCACCAGCUCGUCAAACAGGUCACGCUGGCUUGUAUAAAAUGCCUUCGCCAACGGUACGUAGCGAUGAAACCUGGAAAGAUCGUUAUCGUCUCCAUUGUAAACAGCAAUUUAAACGAGCACGUGACAAAAUUGUUAAUAAAAUGCGUCAACUUUCAUUUGAUGAUAAUCAACCGACAUUAUCAGCUCAAGAUAUUGUUGAAUCAGAAUGGAUUAAAAUGUUUGGUUCAUUGCCAAGAGCAACAUCGAUGGACAUGGACCGAAAUAAUCUAUCAAUGUCAGCUGAAGACGCUGAAUUCGAAGCUAAUUGGGCAAUUAUGAAUGAAAUUCGUCGUGAACUUGAGUUAGAACAAUUACAAUCCAUACCCGACGAACAACCUGAAUAUGUACCAUCGAUUGAUGAAUUCAAUCAAACACAAUGUCCAAUUUGUACAAAUGAUUCUCUUUUUCAAUUCUCAGCUAAUUAUCCUAUAACAUGUCGGCAAUGCUCAUUUCAAUAUCAACUUAAAGCUGGUUCAUUAGAUGAAAUUCAUGCUUAUCAUCGACAAACAAUGUCGCAUUGUCAUGAAACAAAACUUUAUACAACAUUAUGGCAUAGUGAAGAUGGAUCAGUCCCAGCAUUACUUCUCGUUUGUACAAAAUGUGACUUUAGUUUUUGUCUUUAA
This is a messenger RNA of Rotaria socialis, 681 nucleotides long. The record is from the annotation of a GenBank genome assembly. Lineage: Eukaryota; Metazoa; Rotifera; Eurotatoria; Philodinida; Philodinidae.